Molecule: messenger RNA, 1049 nt
Organism: Mercenaria mercenaria
Lineage: Eukaryota; Metazoa; Mollusca; Bivalvia; Venerida; Veneridae
Exons: 4
Coding region: 80-1015 (311 amino acids)
Source: RefSeq, a predicted model, not a curated record
UGGUCAUUUACGUUAUGUAUGUCUUGGUAAAGUCAUGGAAACAUUCUAAGACAAAAACUGAGUUAGAGGAUCCUGUAUAAUGAAUUAUGGUCGGAUUUUUCAACAGACAUCUGUCAUGUUGAAACAAUUUGAACAUGGCUACUGCCACGUAUGUCACCAGAAAAAUGCAAAGACCAGAAAACUUUGGUGUGAGAAACACAACUACUGCCAAUCUUGUGCUGAAUUCAUACCAAGAUUACGUCAUGGUGAUUUUACAUGUCAGCGUUGCCCCGAGAAAGGGAAAGCAGACCCUUUUCUUGCUUCUCAGACAGAAUGUGAAACAAGAAAAUACAAAAGAUCAAAACAUGUUAUUGAUUCAGACGAUUCAGACGACAAUGACUUGGAGGGCAACAAUCAAAAUUUGGACCAACUUCUUGAGUCGCUAAUCAAGCCCGCUGUUCAGGACAAGCCUCCUUCAGGCAAAGAAAAACGCGAAGAAUUUAAGCCUAUCCCGAGAAAGCUAUCGUUUUUACAUCUUUCUUUACCGUCUGCUAAUAGUGACGUCACAGAAAGGACACAAUCACCGAAGCCCAACCUCAUCUGUAACACCGUCACUCAGAUUUUGAAUUCCCCGCAGAGUAACAAGCUCCGAAGCAGACGUGCUGAAUCAAAAAGUAGCAGUUCAACCGACAGCAAUCAUGAUUCGCAUUCUUCAAGCCAGAGAAAGGGAUUAUAUUUAAACGAGUUCGCACCGCUGCCGAAAGAGAAGGUCUUAUUAUUCAAAAAGUUCGAGCCGGAUCCUUCAGAGUUAGAACGCAACUCAUCACCAUGCAAAGGAGUAAGACCCCGGAGCUGCCAGAGCGACUUCAGCGAUAGCUCACACCAUUCAACGUCUUCAGUGUCCGAGACCGAACAACUACUGGAACUUAUAGGCGAAAUCGAUGGACCGGACUUCCCGUCCAGUUCGAGCUCUAGGUCCGGAUCAGUUACCUCAAACAAAUCGUAUGAUGCUUUCUGGGACGCAAAAUUUGAAUAAAUAAUAACUAUUAUUAAAAUGUAUGAAACUAUCA